This is a messenger RNA of Penicillium antarcticum, 627 nucleotides long. RefSeq lists its product as uncharacterized. The record is from RefSeq and is a predicted model, not a curated record. Bases 1 to 627 code for a protein of 208 amino acids. NCBI's taxonomy places the organism in Eukaryota, Fungi, Ascomycota, Eurotiomycetes, Eurotiales, Aspergillaceae. The transcript has a single exon.
AUGGCCGACCUCCUAGGAAGUAACACCAACCUUGACCUCCUCGUUCUUUACCACAAAACGUCCAACGGAGUCAAACAGGUCAUCACCGAAGGAAAAAUGUCUAGUAUGCCCAAAAAGGCCAACGCGAAGUCUGUAGCGGACAAGGUCCUGAUGACCGCCACUAUUUUCGACUACCUGCGAGACCUCAGCGACAAAUGGACCAAGCCCAGCCAAAACAUUGAAUUGAUCUCUGACGAAUUCGACGCGCAAUACACCCGCCAAUAUGUCAACAAAAGGCCGGCGGGCAAGCCGCUCGAGAUGCCUAAGGCCCCCCGCGACGUCAAGCACUGGGGUUUGCGUACCAUAUGGGCCUACUGGAUUGACAGACACCUGGGCAAAGUUGAACAGGUGCAGGCCGAUUGGCACAAGACCGCUAAGGGCAAGAUGGAAGGCUUAGGCGUGAAGGACCCAAACGCGAAGAAGUUUGCAUACCAAUUUAUGACGACGCGCAAUGCAGCAGUGGGCAACUUGAAGUUCCCACAGAACAACCCGGGUAAGCCACUUGCCGGUACUGCGACAAGUUCAUCAAAUGAUCAGAGUAAAUACGGAAUGUGGGGCGACAAUCAGCUAGGAAAGCUGGGCCUGUAG